AUGUCGUUACCUACGUUCAAAGGAGAAUAUUCCGAGUUUAAAAACUUUAUGAGUCUGUUUGAGAGUUUCGUGCACAAUGAUCCCACAAUCCCGGAUAUUGAAAAAUUUAAUCAUUUAGUAUCAUGUCUAUCCGGUGAAGCCUUAGGCACAGUGAAGUCCUUCCAAAUGUCGGAAGAAAAUUAUCCAAAGGCGUUGGCAAGUUUGACAAAGGUGUAUGACAAUAAAUGCCUGAUAUUCUUUAAUACAAUGUCUAAGCUUUUUGAAUUGUCAAAAAUCCAAAGGCCUUCUGCGUCGUCUUUGCGAUCAAUGACUGAUACAGUGUCUGCAGUAUAUGACUCCCUUUUAUCGCUGGGUGACGAUAAGCUUAUUUCAAAUGCGAUGUUGAUUCACAUAGUCAUGUCGAAGGUUGAUCCCACUACUCGGUCAAAGUGGGAGGAGCAACUUGACUAUGAUAAGCUGCCGCUUUGGGCUGAGUGUGAAGCUAUGCUAAACAAGAGAUACCAGCAUUUAUCAGCUGAAGAAGCUUCUUCAUCUCAACAAAGGCCAAACAAUGAAGAUGCGCGGCAGAAAACAAAAAAUCAACAACUGCGAAACUCAAAGACAACAUUUAUCGCGACGAAUUCCAAACUGCCGACUUGCCUUCACUGUGGUUCUAAUGAUCAUUAUUUGACAGCUUGUCCAAAAUUCCGAGCGCUUACUGCACUUAAAAGAUUUGAAUUUGCAAAAUCUAUUUCCCUGUGCAUAAAUUGCUUGCGCAAGGGACAUACGGUCUCAAAGUGCAAAGCAAAUCGCUGUGGUGUAUGCAACCGUUCGCAUCACACCAUGUUGCAUCAAUAUCCGAUCUCCUUUGAGACCGCGCCGCAACCUUCGACGUCACAGGCCAUGCAUAUUAGCAGCCUGCCUGACCGAGUCAUGUUAGCUACAGCCGUAGUUAAUGUAAAGGCCAGCUCCGGUGUUUACGUGCAAGCGCGAGCUCUACUUGACUCCGGUUCUCAAGUCCACUUUAUGACCGAAGAGCUUAUGCAGAAAUUGUGA
Messenger RNA from Anastrepha ludens (Mexican fruit fly), 1035 nucleotides. RefSeq lists its product as uncharacterized. The record is from RefSeq and is a predicted model, not a curated record. The transcript has a single exon. The coding region runs from base 1 to 1035 and encodes 344 amino acids. NCBI's taxonomy places the organism in Eukaryota, Metazoa, Arthropoda, Insecta, Diptera, Tephritidae. Gene Ontology annotation, molecular function: zinc ion binding; nucleic acid binding.